This is a messenger RNA of Scomber scombrus (Atlantic mackerel), 1082 nucleotides long. RefSeq lists its product as uncharacterized. Gene Ontology annotation, molecular function: protein binding. Lineage: Eukaryota; Metazoa; Chordata; Actinopteri; Scombriformes; Scombridae. The record is from RefSeq and is a predicted model, not a curated record. The transcript is spliced from 3 exons. Bases 1 to 663 code for a protein of 220 amino acids.
AUGGACCAUCAAAACACAGAAAUGGACACAGAGUCUCUUCAGAAACGCGAGCGACGGCGUGGAAGCUGCCUGGACGUUUUUCUCGUCGUGUCCAUUAUUUUCCUGUUUGCAGCAGUGGUGGCUGUGGCUGCUGGUGGAGUGGUGGUUAUGAUGGAGCUGAGGUCCAAAGUGGAUUCAUCAUUUCCCUCCUCAGAGUCUAUGAGUUCAACGUUAACAGGAGACACACCAUCCCCAGCAUACAAGAUGCAGGAUUGUGCCUACCUGGAUUUCACCUCAAGUGAGUUGAAGAACUACACCAUGUCCUUGCGAACAGUCAAGUACGGCUCAGGGGAAUCUGUUGGAAGCAAAUUCAUUUUUGAUUCUAACAAACAAUCACUGCAGGUCAAACGGACAGGGACCUACUUCAUUUACAUUGAUCUCAAACUCACCUGCACAGGCAUAUGCAACACAGGCCUCCUCAGUGUGCAUCUGGGCAAGGAGCUCACCUGUGAGGUGGAGCUUUCAGCAGAAGACCCAACACCUAAGAGCAGGAAGUGCUGGACAGUGAGCCAGAUGGAGGAGAAGACACAGCUGCUCGCUCAGAUGACAAUACCAAAGGAGGGACUGAAGAACUGGAAACUGGAGAGGAACAGCUCAAAAUUUGGCGUGUUCCUUGUGGACUAAUAUGGACACUGUAGUGCCGCUUCUGUCAUCAAAAUGCAGGUCUGCCCGUGACUUUCAGGUCAUAACUUAAGCAAAACACCAGUUUGUGUUUUCUUUAAGUCCCAAGUGGAUAGAAACGGGCAUGCGCUGGCCUCAUUUUCAAAACUUUUAAGGGGAGUUUCUGGCAAACUAAAGAUGUAAGACCAUGAAGCUUAGUGGGGUGUGAUGGUGGAAUCUUAAGAGAAGUUGUGUGGUAGGAUAAUGCAGACUGGAUGUGGGAUAGACAAGACACUGACAUCAUUCUAUGUAAAUAUUUGUAUGUGUAACUGAGUAUAUGAUAUAUUUAUUUGAUAUAUGUGUGGUAUAUGUGAAACUAUUUAUAUUUAUAUUUAUGAUCAUGUUGUUUGAUAUAAUUUUAUUUUAAUGUAGACACCACUACA